GCGUUGUCUCGCCCUCGCUGUGUCACGCGACAGACGUUGUUGGGUUUGUUUGUUUUUUAAAAAAACAAUCACAGAGUGAGACCGUUAAACAGGAUCUGCUGCAGUGUGUACUGCAGAAACAGACACAGAGACAGAGAGUCCACCGUCCUCCUCCUUCUCCUCCUGAAAACGGGGUCAGAUGAACGAGCUGGUGAGGAGUUUACCGUCCCCGACUCUGCCGGGACUGCACCUGCCGACGUGUCUGCUGCUGGACACACACAAGGGCUGGCUCUUUAAAUGGACCAACUACCUGAAGGGUUACCAGAGGCGCUGGUUCGUCCUCAGUAAUGGCCUGCUCUCCUACUACAGGACUCAGGCAGAGAUGGCACACACCUGCCGGGGCACGAUCCCCCUAGCCACGGCGCACAUUGAGGUGGGGGACACCUGCCACUUGGUGUUGACCAGUGGGGGUCGACACUACCAUCUGAAGGCCACGUCAGAGGCAGAGUGUCAGCUCUGGGUCACGGCUCUGCAGCAGGCCAAGGCUAACGCAACGCUGCUGAUGCAUCACUCAGAUGACUCGGGAGAUGAAGGUCCUGUACCUCAGGAGGACCGGGCCCUAACCCAAGGGGUGCUCAAGACUCUGGCCGGCAAGCUAGAAGACCUGAGCACCUGUAAUGAGCUGAUCGGAAAGCACGGUGCCGCUCUCCAGCGUUCCCUCAGUGAACUCGAGGAACUGCGUGGAUCCGCCGACAACACAGACAAAGUGAAGGCAGUUAAUGAGCGCGCCACGCUGUUCCGCAUCACCUCCAAUGCUAUGAUCAAUGCUUGUCGGGACUUUCUGGACGUAGCAGAAUCUCACAGCCGGCGGUGGCAGAAGGCCCUGCAGCAUGAGCGAGAACAGCGUCACCAUCUGGAGGAGACCAUCGAACAGUUAGCCAAACAGCACAACAGCUUAGAGAGAGCGUGGAGAGAGAACCCCGCCUCAUACACAGGUGUGGAGUGUUCUCGGGAAGGGGACGCAAGUGAUGAGAAUGAUGAGGCAGAGUUCUUUGAUGCCAUGGAGGAAUCCCCUGCAUUCAUAACGGUGACUGCGCGCGGUGAAAUACAGCACAAGCGCUCGGGGAGUAAUCAGAGUAUGAUGAGCGGAGGAGUGCCCACUGACUGGACUCACAAUGAGAAUGACACCUCAGGCACAAACCACAUACAGCUACGAAGAACGAGGCGCAGCCGUAUUCCUGACAAACCAAAUUACUCCCUCAACCUUUGGAGCAUCAUGAAGAAUUGUAUUGGCAAAGACCUGUCCAAGAUCCCCAUGCCUGUGAACUUCAACGAGCCGCUGUCAAUGCUGCAGCGUCUUUCCGAGGAUCUGGAAUACAGUGAGCUUCUGGACCGGGCCGCUCGCUGUGACUCCCCUCUGGAGCAGAUGUGUCUGGUGGCUGCCUUCUCGGUCUCCUCGUACUCCACCACGGUGCGUCGCACGGCCAAGCCCUUCAACCCUCUGCUGGGGGAGACGUACGAGCUGGACCGGCUGGAGGAGUACGGCUAUCGCUCCAUCUCUGAGCAGGUCAGUCAUCAUCCACCAGCUGCUGCCCACCACGUGACCUCACAGAGGGGAUGGACUCUGCGGCAACACAUUGCUAUCGACAGCAAGUUCAGAGGGAAAUAUAUCUCUGUCAUGCCAUUAGGAAACAUUCACCUGCAGUUCCACUCAAAUGGAAACCAUUACGUGUGGAGCAAAGUGACGUCAACGGUGCACAACAUCAUCGUGGGAAAACUUUGGAUUGAUCAGUCUGGGGACAUUGAAAUUGUAAACAACACGACCAAGGACACCUGCCGUCUCAAAUUCUCCCCCUACAGCUACUUCUCCAGAGAAGUGCCACGGAAAGUGACAGGAGUGGUAGAGGACAGAGAGGGCACAGCCCGCUACAUUCUCUCAGGAACCUGGGACGACAAGAUGGAGAGCUCUAGAAUAGUGGACAGCAGCCAGGGAUGCGGGGGCUCUGAAGGCAAACAAAAGACAGUUUAUCAAACUCUUCAGUCUAAACUGCUGUGGAAGAAAUACCCUCUCCCAGAUAAUGCAGAGAACAUGCACUUCUUCUCCUCGCUGGCGUUGACCUUGAAUGAGCCAGAGGAGGGCGUUGCGCCCACUGACAGCCGCCUGCGUCCAGACCAGCGGCUGAUGGAAGCGGGUUUGUGGGAUGAAGCAAAUGCUCAGAAACAGCGGCUGGAGGAGCAGCAGAGGCUGGACAGGAAAAGGCGAGAGGCGCAAGCGCAUCAGGCACUCGAGGAAGGGCAAGACAUUGAGGGUUACCAGCCACUGUGGUUUGAGAAGAGGACAGAUGAAACAACGGGAGAAAAUACUUACAUCUACAGGGGAGGCUACUGGGAGGCUAAAGAAAGACAGGACUGGUCCCAGUGUCCUGACAUCUUUUGAGACAAAGAAAUGACCCCCUACACCAUGGCAUCUGACUGGUCCCUGCUGGUGUAAGGAUGUGUGUGUGUUUUAGUGUGUGUGAAAAUAGCCCUCACUCCCAGAAUCGGAAGCACAAAUGAAAAAAAAAAAACAUUUCCAGCCACGAAUUCCCCUUUUUCUCUGUUCUGUUGUAGCUCGUUUUUUCAGAAGCAUGGCUUCACUUCACAUUCGCUUCAGCAGAGGACUUGUUCAUCAGUGAAAAUAGAGUUAUUCUGUGUGUGUAUGGGACUGGAGAAACAACAGCAUUUUCCUUUUUGCCUAGUGUGCGUUGGAAAUAAUAUCAGCAGGAAGCAGUGCUGCAAAUAUUUUGUUACAUGCAGUGGAUAUCCUGCUCUCCUCAAAGCUGGAACACAUUCUUCAUGCUGGACUCAGGCAGAGACAACAGGCUUUGAAAUGACCAUGAACAGGAUCAAACAUUCCUCCAAGACAAAAGGCCUUUUCACAGCACACACUAAAUUUAUGGAUUAUUGGGGGAUUUUACUAUUCUAUUUCUUAAGAUUGCACAAACUGUAUUUUCAAGGAUAGAGCAGCUCUAGCUGUGAAAACCAAAGUAGAUGUCUUUCUCUUUGGACAGACAACUGACUGAAAACACCUUGCUGUUUUGUCAGCAACAACUGCACAUUAUCUUACGUAGGUUGCCGUUGCAUUUAAGGGUUAUUCAUUCAAGUUGCACAAGUUUGGUGAAUGUAGGAUCUAGACAUUUUUUGGAGCUUGAUGCAUAUUACUGGAUAAAAGUCAGGAUAUAACUGACUCUGGCACAGCUAUUUCACCCACUCUUCUCCCUCUUUAUGGCAGUGCAACUGUAAACCUUGCCAUUUUAGAAAAACCUGGAAACUAAACCAUAAAUGCUCCACUUACUACCUACUGAGGCUGGAAGGGCGGUGCUUGAUGGUAGUUUAUAUUCUUAAUUGUGUAAGUACAUUUCCAAAGAACUAAGUCCCCAAUAACCACUCUGAGAUGUAAAGCAGCUUAUAUGGACACUUACAUGUAUAAUUCAGGGUCAGUUUUAUUUAACUUUCCUAAGAAUAUCAGGGUUCAUCGUCUUGGUAAGUGGCAACAAACUUGUUUCCUCUAUUUGAAACAGUUAAAAUUUUGUAGCCCUAUCUAAAUUGUCAGGCUGAGUCAUAGUUGUGUGAAUCGGAUUUUUACACAUUAGUCCAGAGCCAGAAAACAUUUGGUUUUAAUAAUCGUGUGCAAAUAAGGAUUGUACAUUUGUAGUAAAUGUAGAUGAACAACAAUUAGCAUUUUUAUAAAUAUAGUUUUUAGCUUCCUGUAUAUUAUAAUAGAGCAUGGAGCACAUGUACUGCUGGAUUUGUUUUGGCCUGUAUAUCGCAAGAGUAUAAUACAAAUGGAUUCACCUAAAUUAUAGUUAUUGUUAGAAAAUAUGGUGUCACAUUAACGUACCUUCACUUCAACUCUGUUUGCCUAUACAUUAUCUUAAAUGAGUGAAGAUCGUAAACGAGUCAAUGCCAUGAGGGGAAACCUAAGUAAUGAAUAAACAGGGCAUUUAUAACAAACAGUAUUAUAUACUAUUAAUAAUGCAAAUAAUGUGUUGCUCAAAUAAAGCACAAUAUCAUGUUUACAUGCCGGUGUUGAUUCAUGUUACAAAAUGUACAGGUUUCCAUGGCAAUAUAUGUAGUAGCUGCAUGGUUUUAGAGUGCUUAAGCACUUAUAUCGUGAGAAUCGUCUUUACUUUGCUAAUUUCAUGUGGACUUUUGGUGAAACAUGCAAGUUCUCAACCUUGUGUGCCCAAAGGCCUAAAGAAAAACAGGAUGUUGAUCUCAAAUAAAACCAUUAAGCUGUGACCGUGUAGUUUUUUUUUAAACAAACACAGUUUUGUGAUGUAACAGUACAUUCAAUAACUCACUCACUCACUUAAGAGAAAGUGGUCAUGUAGACUAUAAACCUUAAACUCAUGAUUUUCCCUUUAAACUUUAAAAUCGUCAUCAGUUGCAAUGUGAACUUAUAUACUUGAUGUGCAACAAAAAGCAGCUGUUUAAUGUAUAUCUUUGCCUCAUAGGUAACGCCUCUGCAUUUCCUAAUGCCAUAUAUACUUAAAACAAGUUCCUCCUGAAUUAUUUUAGGUGAUUAACUUGGAAUUUUAAAAUUGUAAAUAUUUACUUUAAAUAAGGUUAUGGCAGAAACCUUAACCUUGCGUUUUAUGUGGGAGUGCUCUCAGAAAUUUGACUUUUAUGUCUUGAAUUUCUACUCAAAAUAAAUUUCUGGCCUUUUUAAACACCAUAAUGAUGAGAUAGUAUCUCAUAAUGGCUUAGUAUCUCAUUGUAGUGACUUAGUGUCUCAUUAUAAUGACUUCGCAUCUCAAAAUUAUGAGAUAGUGUAUCAUUAUUAUGACUUAGUGUCUCAUUAUUAUGACUUUUAACUUAUUAUUGACUUAGCGUCUCAUAAUUACAACUGUAAACCUUGCCAUUUUAGAAAAACCUGGAAACUAAACCAUAAAUGCUCCACUUACUACCUACUGAGGCUGGAAGGGCGGUGCUUGAUGGUAGUUUAUAUUCUUAAUUGUGUAAGUACAUUUCCAAAGAACUAAGUCCCCAAUAACCACUCUGAGAUGUAAAGCAGCUUAUAUGGACACUUACAUGUAUAAUUCAGGGUCAGUUUUAUUUAACUUUCCUAAGAAUAUCAGGGUUCAUCGUCUUGGUAAGUGGCAACAAACUUGUUUCCUCUAUUUGAAACAGUUAAAAUUUUGUAGCCCUAUCUAAAUUGUCAGGCUGAGUCAUAGUUGUGUGAAUCGGAUUUUUACACAUUAGUCCAGAGCCAGAAAACAUUUGGUUUUAAUAAUCGUGUGCAAUUAAGGAUUGUACAUUUGUAGUAAAUGUAGAUGAACAACAAUUAGCAUUUUUAUAAAUAUAGUUUUUAGCUUCCUGUAUAUUAUAAUAGAGCAUGGAGCACAUGUACUGCUGGAUUUGUUUUGGCCUGUAUAUCGCAAGAGUAUAAUACAAAUGGAUUCACCUAAAUUAUAGUUAUUGUUAGAAAAUAUGGUGUCACAUUAACGUACCUUCACUUCAACUCUGUUUGCCUAUACAUUAUCUUAAAUGAGUGAAGAUCGUAAACGAGUCAAUGCCAUGAGGGGAAACCUAAGUAAUGAAUAAACAGGGCAUUUAUAACAAACAGUAUUAUAUACUAUUAAUAAUGCAAAUAAUGUGUUGCUCAAAUAAAGCACAAUAUCAUGUUUACAUGCCGGUGUUGAUUCAUGUUACAAAAUGUACAGGUUUCCAUGGCAAUAUAUGUAGUAGCUGCAUGGUUUUAGAGUGCUUAAGCACUUAUAUCGUGAGAAGCGUCUUUACUUUGCUAAUUUCAUGUGGACUUUUGGUGAAACAUGCAAGUUCUCAACCUUGUGUGCCCAAAGGCCUAAAGAAAAACAGGAUGUUGAUCUCAAAUAAAACCAUUAAGCUGUGA
Molecule: messenger RNA, 5872 nt
Organism: Solea senegalensis (Senegalese sole)
Lineage: Eukaryota; Metazoa; Chordata; Actinopteri; Pleuronectiformes; Soleidae
Gene: osbp2a
Product: oxysterol binding protein 2a
Exons: 14
Coding region: 179-2416 (745 amino acids)
Cellular component (GO): cytosol; intracellular membrane-bounded organelle; membrane
Molecular function (GO): cholesterol binding
Source: RefSeq, a predicted model, not a curated record